Malassezia pachydermatis is the source of this 438-nucleotide messenger RNA. Its product is annotated as ubiquitin-conjugating enzyme9. The coding region runs from base 1 to 438 and encodes 145 amino acids. Gene Ontology annotation, cellular component: nucleus. Gene Ontology annotation, molecular function: SUMO conjugating enzyme activity. The transcript has 7 exons. Gene Ontology annotation, biological process: protein sumoylation. The record is from RefSeq and is a predicted model, not a curated record. NCBI's taxonomy places the organism in Eukaryota, Fungi, Basidiomycota, Malasseziomycetes, Malasseziales, Malasseziaceae.
AUGUCGGGCAUUUGCCGUACAAGGCUGCAAGAAGAGAGAAAGCAGUGGCGUCGUGACCAUCCUUUUGGGUUUUAUGCACGUCCGGAAAAGGAGGCUGAUGGCUCCUUGAAUCUCUUGGUAUGGGAAGUCGGUAUCCCAGGCAAGGCCAACACGCCCUGGGAAGGUGGUGUGUACAAACUAAAGAUGUAUUUCCCUGAAGAGUACCCAUCAAAACCCCCGAAAUGCAAGUUCACUCCGCCUCUAUUCCAUCCCAACGUGUUUCCGUCUGGCACUGUAUGCCUCUCCAUUCUAGACGAAGAAAAGAGCUGGAAGCCGGCUAUCACCAUCAAACAAAUCCUCUUGGGUGUCCAAGACUUGCUCAAUGAUCCUAACCCUGGCGACCCAGCGCAGGCUGAUGCGUUCCAUUUGUUCAAACAAGAUCGCGCGGCCUACGAGUAA